CGUCGAGGAACAAAAUGACGAGGGCUUUGUCCAAUACGACCACAAGCUCUAACUUCUAUCGCCACUCACUUCUUUCACCGUUCUCACCGCCGUAUCAGCUUCACUGUCGAAACAUUUCCCUAUUCGCUGCUCCCCGCCGUUUACGUUGCCUCGCCGUUGCUGGUGGCCCUCCUUCUCCUCCAGGCCCUGAUCCGCCUCCGCCUGAGGACACUACUCAGCUUGAAGGUCUUGUGGGAGCUGUGACAAGGAUACAAGACCGAGUAAAGAUCUUCCUAGCAGUGUUUUUUUGGAUGUCUCUCUUCUUCUGGGUUACAGUGACAGAUGGGAGGGGUAAAGGAAAAGGCAAGAAAGGUUCACGUUUCAAAUAGUUUGCAAUAUAUGAAAGGGGCUUUGGUGAUCUCAUCCUAUAUAUAUGUCCAGAGAGAGAGAGAGAGAGAGAGAGAUCAAAUGCCUGUAGAAAAUACACCAAGUAAGCAUCUUUCUUGUACAUCACUACUUAUUCAGAUGAUAAUAGGAUACAAUAAUACAUCAUAACAUCGUGUUAAUCUUGGUUGAUGCUAGAGGUAGAGUUAGUAAUCAUUCCUGA
This is a messenger RNA of Capsella rubella, 586 nucleotides long. RefSeq lists its product as uncharacterized. Lineage: Eukaryota; Viridiplantae; Streptophyta; Magnoliopsida; Brassicales; Brassicaceae. The record is from RefSeq and is a predicted model, not a curated record. Bases 15 to 368 code for a protein of 117 amino acids. The transcript is spliced from 2 exons.